This is a messenger RNA of Corticium candelabrum, 10621 nucleotides long. Its product is annotated as protocadherin Fat 4-like. NCBI's taxonomy places the organism in Eukaryota, Metazoa, Porifera, Homoscleromorpha, Homosclerophorida, Plakinidae. Gene Ontology annotation, biological process: homophilic cell-cell adhesion; DNA integration. Gene Ontology annotation, molecular function: nucleic acid binding; calcium ion binding. The transcript has 36 exons. Gene Ontology annotation, cellular component: plasma membrane. Bases 1091 to 10315 code for a protein of 3074 amino acids. The record is from RefSeq and is a predicted model, not a curated record.
UGGACGAAUGCAGCUAGCCCGCAUCUUGCUUCUCUGCUCUUUAUUUGACAACAGUAGCGGGUUAUGGUUUUGGAGUAGGAGAAGAAGACGUGGUUGCAGUGCGAUUAACUGUGCAGUCAACAACUGGUCGUCUUGGUCAAAUUGCGGUGCGGAUUGUGGUACGCGUGGCUAUCAAAACCGGUACCGUUCCUUGUAUCGAGCUGCUAGCUGCGGAGGAUCAUGCAACACUAACAAUAAUGUAGAGUCUCGAUUGUGCAACGGGCCGUGUUGUCAAGUCAAUUGUCUGUUGAACAAUUGGAGCAGAUGGUCGGGCUGUAACGGAUGUGGAUACUCUACGCAAUACCGCUUUCGUUAUGUGGCAAGGAGUGCAUCUUGUGGAGGCAGUGGCUGCUCAAAUUAUCGACGUGACUCGAAACGUUGCCACACCGGUCGCUGUUGUGCCAUUAACUGCAUUAGUAAAUUAUUUCCAUGUGAAUUUGUUGUGUCAUAAAAAUUCAUAUACAGAUGUUUGGUCGUUUGAUAGCAAACAAUUGGAGCAGCUGGGGAUCGUGUAGUGGCUCUUGCGGAUCGUACGGUCUUCAAUACCGUCAGAGGAGCGUCAGGCUAGUUGAAUCAAGGCUUUGAUUAGCAAAUUGUGAUCGAAUUGUGGUCGUUCUAUAGCCGGCAGAGUCAGUGCGGAGGAAAAUACUGCGGCAAUUUGUUAGGGUCGCGAAGUUGUAGAGCCGACUGCUGCCGCUCUAAUUGCGCCGUGUCAGGAUGGUCCGUCUGGAGUACCUGCAGCAGUUCGUGUGGCAAAGGGCAGAGAAGUAGGUCGCGGUCUGUUCUGAGUCAGCCCAGUUGCGGUGGCAGUGCUUGCCCGAGCAGUAGGGAGUCUCAGUCUUGCUAUCGAUACAUCAACCGCGAUUGUCAGGUAAACUCAUGGAGCAGUUACGGUUUGUGCCUGCCGACGAACGGUAACUGCGGUAGUGGCAUCCAGUACAGAUACAGAAGUGUGCGAGUCACGCAGCAAUGUAGAGGAAACGGUUGUCCAUCUUUGUCUCAAUCCAAAAUCUGUUACGCUGGGUGUUGCCCCAUAAAUUGUCAAGUUGGCAUGUGGAGCAGCUGGGGAUCUUGCCCGGCAGUCUGUGGAAGUGGCCUACAGUACCGCUCGCGUUCGAUAACGAAACGUGCCAGUUGCGGUGGCAGCUCUUGCCCUAGUACUACAGACGCAAAGUCGUGCUUUGAAAAACGAGUAGUGCCAUGUCAGGUGUCCGGAUGGUCUGAGUGGACCGCGUGCAGCAAUCUGUGUGGAAAGGGAUCUCAAAUUCGCUCUCGACUUGUGACUGUAAAAGCAAAGUGUGGUGGAUCAUGCCCGAGUCUUUCCGAAACACGUUCCUGCACGUCCAUUGCAUCCAGCAGAAACUGCAACGUAAACUCUUGGAGUAAAUUCGGUUCCUGCACGCAAAACUGUGGAGUAGGAAGGCAGUAUCGAUACAGAACUGUUUCUCAACCACAUGCAUGUACCGGUAGACCAUGUCCCGUGCUCACUGACAGUCAAACCUGCGGUCAGACAAAUGGCGGAUGUCAACAGUUGUGUUCGAGCGGCAUGUGCUCUUGUCAUAGCGGCUAUCUUCUCAGUUUUGACAAGAAAACGUGUCAACCGCGUUCGUGUGGAACGCCUUCGAUCAAAUAUUGUCCUAGUGGUACCACGUACGGCACGACAUGCAAGUAUCCAGCGUUUUCUUGCAGUGCUCAUACUUACCAGAAGGCUUGUAACGUCAGUUGUGCGACGGGAUAUGAACUCAAAGAUGGACCGUCAACGAUCAUUUGUUUAUCGUCUGGGACUUGGACUACGCAUAAAACAGCCUACUGUCGUAGGAAAAACGAGCCUCCUUCUAAAGUGUCUCUCUCAAGCAACACAGUGAACGAGAAUGUCGCUGUGGGAACAGUUGUCGGCACCCUAGCGACGUCUGAUCCCAAUCCGACAGACAGCCAUGUCUACGCACUGCUGGUCGACGCUGGCAGCAAAUUCACGCUUCGUGGCAACAUACUCAAGAUUUCCUUUUCGCCAGAUUACGAAACACAGCCUCACCUGUAUUCUAUUAAGGUGCGGAGUACUGACAAAGGAGGUCUGUAUCAUAAUGAGACAUUUACUGUUUCUGUCAACAAUUUGAAUGAAGCUCCAGAAAAAGUCACGUUAUCAAAGUCAAGUGUUAAUGAAAAUGUUGCCAAAGGCACCUUCAUCGGAUCACUGACAACCGUUGAUCCAGAAUCAUCUCAAACACACACGUACAAACUGAUGGAUUCUGCUGGUGGUCGUUUUGUUCUUAGUGGUAGAGAUGUUAAGGUCGCUGUUACUAAUUCUCGAUGUUUGGCUGAGGGUGGUAGGCAAUGUUUGCUAAACUAUGAAGCAAGCAGCAGUCAUAACAUUGUUGUUCGAAGCACGGAUAAUGGAAAACCUCAAUUAUACAAAGACUUUACUCUUACUAUAACUGUUGGUGAUGUCAACGAUCAGCCUCGAAAUCUUUACCUUUCAGGAUACACGUUACAGGAAGACAAACCAGCUGGCACCGUCAUUGGUAAAUUGUCAUCUACAGAUGAGGAUUGGGGGCAGACAUUGACGUACACACUUACUGAUAAUGCUACAGGCCGAUUUGCGAUAAGUAAAACCAAUCAAGUGGUUCGUAAGACAUCAUCCGGUAUUGACUAUGAGACAACAAGCAGUUACAAAAUUACUGUUGUUGUUACAGACAGUGGAAAGCCACCAUUGAAGCUCUCCAAGGUGUUCACAAUAGAGGUAUUGAAUGUGAAUGAGGCACCUGUUUCUAUUGACUUUACGUCAGUUGGUGGUCAAUUGUCAUUUUCUGACAACAAGCCUCGUGUCAAAGAGAAUUCCAUCAAGGGCACAGUUGUAGGCACACUGGAAGCUCACGAUGCUGAUGCCACUCAAACGCUCACGUUCAAACUUGAUGAUACUGCUGGUGGUCGAUUUUCUGUAGAUGCAAAGAAAGUAACUUGCACUACCGGUACAAAAGUGAAUGCUCAUACAAAAUGCACAGUUGUUGUCAUUGUUGCCGGCACACUAAAUCACGAACAGGAUGCUUUACAUACUAUCGUGAUUCGAGUGACUGACCAGCAUGGCCUAUUUCAGACCAGCAAGAUACCAGUGACAGUCGUAGAUGUCAAUGAUCGGCCCAGGGAUAUUGUAUUUUCUGGGAAACAGCUCUCAAUAGAAGAGAACAAGAACAACGCACUAAUCGGAGUGUUCAGUUCAACUGAUGAUGAUCCUGCUAAUACCCACAAAUAUUCGUUAGUCAAUUCAUCUGGUGGACGGUUUGUAAUAUCAGGCAGCAAGCUGUUGACUGCUACCAAUGCUAAUCUUAACUACGAGGCGACAGGUCAACUUAGCAUUGUUGUACGGUCAACAGACACCGGUACACCUCCUCUCUCUGUUGACAAGGCUUUUACAGUGCAGGUAACGGAUGUCAAUGAGGCACCUACUCGUGUGUGGCUGUCAUCGACGAAAGUGGAUGAAAACAGUGGCAUGGAUACAACAAUAGGAAGUCUACAGACAGCUGAUCCGGAUAGUGAGAGACGAAGACAAAUCAAGACUCGUGUUCAGACGCACUCGUAUACUCUACUAGACAGUGCACAGGGUCGAUUCAAACUUGAAAAGGGAAUUUUGAAGGUGGCUGUAAGCAACACUAAAUGCUUGGCAUUUGGAGGCACAGAAUGUAAACUGAACUAUGAGAAGUCGAAGACUUAUCGAUUGGUUGUUCGCUCAACCGACAGUGGAGCUCCACCACUGCAAAAGGACUCUGUUGUCACUGUUUUUCUCAAUGACGUCAAUGACAAGCCUCGCAGUCUGACUAUUGACAAUUUCAAAGUAAAAGAGAACAGUCCCAAGGGCACUCUUGUUGGGCGUUUGAAUGCAUCUGAUGAAGAUAGUGGACAGAAGCUGACGUAUACCCUCACUAAUAGUGACAACAGCAAAUUCUACUUGAAAGACAAUCAGUUGUUGAAAGCCUCAUCUGCUGAUUAUGAAACUAAAGCCAAACAUUUGGUGACUGUAAAAGUGACAGACAAUGGCAAAUCUCCUCUUUGGAUAUCUAAGGAAUUUGUAAUUGAAGUUUUGAAUGUCAAUGAACCUCCUGUUUCAAUAGUUUUUAAAGAUACUAACAGCAAACAGACAUUUACCGACAACUUUCCUAAAGUGAAUGAGAAUGAGGCUGCCGGCACAUUAAUUGGGACUGUUGAAGGUCAUGAUGAAGAUACGAACCAGAAGUUGACAAUGACACUGGAUGAUGAUGGUGGUGGUCGUUUCAGCAUAUCUAGUGCGUCUGCAGUUGUCUGCAGUUCCACUAGCAAAAUUACGGGAGUCAACACAGUAUGCAGUGCUAAGAUAUACGUGGCUGGUACCUUGAACCAUGAAGUUACAAAUCGUCACACUAUCAUUGUACGUGCUACAGACACUGGAGGCCUCUUUGUUGCAACAAAGUUUACUAUCUCUGUCCUGGAUGUUAAUGAUCCUCCUCGAGACAUUCAGUUGGCCUCAGGUAAUCCACAAGUUCGUGAAAAUGACAACAAUGGUGUUGUUGGUGAGCUGAUUACCACAGACGAUGACACAACUCAAACUCACGCGUACAAGUUACUGGAUGGUGCAGCUGGUUGCUUUGUCAUUGUUGGUCGAGAGGUGAAAGUCUCAGCUAAGGCCAUUCUGAACUACGAGACUGCACAGCAGUACACAAUACGUGUUAUGUCAACAGACAGUGGCACACCUCCUCUCUCAAAAACCAAGUCAUUUACCAUCAAAAUUCUUGACGUUAAUGAAAAGCCAACGUCUGUUUACAUUAGUAGUGAUUUGGUGAAAGAGAAUAGUCCAAUCAAUACAGUUGUUGGCUCACUUACAACAUCAGACCCAGAUAAUUUACACAAAGCUCGGCAGACAUUUUCAUACCGGAUUGUAGACAGUGCUAAUGGUAGAUUUAAGGUGGAUGGUGAUGUAGUGAAGGUUAAUGUUCCAAACACUCGAUGUUUGGCUUUGGGUGGCAACAAUUGUGUUCUGAACUUUGAGAACAAAGAUCAACAUGUGAUCACUGUUCGUGCAACUGAUAACGGCUCUACACCUUUGUAUGUGGAUUAUCCGAUUACCAUACACGUUCAGGAUGUAAAUGAUCAACCACGCAGUCUGGACCUCUCACACAAUAAAGUGCUAGAGAACAUGCCUGCCGGUACUGUUGUCGGUAACUUGUCUUCUACAGAUGAAGACAGCAGGCAAACGACAACUUAUACUCUGACUGAUGAUGAUAAUGGCAUGUUCAAGAUUUUUAAUGAUGAGCUGCAGAAAGCCACGUCGGCUAACUAUGAAACAAUGAAGGCACACUCUGUUGUUGUUAUGGCUGUAGAUGAUGGAAGUCCACCUCUACAGGUUAGUAAACGCUUUACCAUAGGAGUCCUGAAUGUCAAUGAGGCACCCAUCAGCAUCAGUUUCACAGACACUGAUGGACAACUUUCAUUCAGUGAUAAUGUACCUUGUGUGCAAGAGAACUCUCCUAAAGCGACUAUUGUUGGGACAAUUGAAGCACUUGAUUAUGAUGCAAAUGAGACUCUUGUCUUUCGACUCGAUGAUGAUUCUAAUGGCAUGUUUGCUCUCAGAGAUUCUGCAGACCUCUAUUGCAAGACAUUGCAGAAUAAUAAGGGCAUAAAUACCUACUGUUCCACAACUGUAUUGGUUGUGGGCCCGCUUAAUUAUGAAGGCAAGGAGAAGCACUAUGUAGAAAUUCGAGUCUCUGAUAAGGAAGGUCUUUUCCACGUUCAACGAUUCAAAAUAGACAUUAUUGACAUUAAUGACGUUCCACAUGACGUUGAAUUGAAUGGAAGAAAAAUCAAAGAAAAUUUUAAUGAUGUCGUGAUUGGUCAGUUUACAACCAAAGAUCAAGAUGCCACUGACAGUCACAUCUACACAUUAGUGGAUAAUGCUGGUGGUCGCUUUGUGAUAAAGAACGAUCGACUUUUUACAUCACAGACUGCUAACUUGGACUAUGAGUCCCAAUUGGAGUACAACAUUACUGUACAAUCUAAUGAUGAUGGCAUACCACCACUGUUUGUUGAUGAAACCUAUGUAAUUAUGGUGCUUGAUGCGAAUGAACCACCGUCGCUUAUUGAGAUCAGCAACUUACAGAUUCGUGAAAACUCUCCAAGUGAGACUGUGGUUGGCUUGUUGAUAGUAUCCGAUCCCGACAACUGUGGACCUAAGGGUGUGUGGCAAACCCAUAACUGCUCUACUAGACAAACCUCAGAUGGCCGGUUCACCAUAGACAACAACGUUGUGAAGGUUGCCAAGUCAGACAUCAACUAUGAGUCAAAUAGUUCUUUGUCAAUUGUGGUACACUGUGUCGACACUGGGAGUCCACAGCAAUAUCGAGAUGAGCUGCUUGUUAUUAGUGUUGUGGAUGUCAACGAAAAUCCUAUCAGUUUGACAAUGACAGGAGGCGUGAUUGCCGAGAACUCAUCGCCACAAGCCUUGGCUUCAUUUACUACCACAGACCCGGAUAAUGAAUUUACUCUUCGCCAGAACUUUACGUACACUUUGUUGACUGCUCAACCCAGUUUCCCGUUUGUGAUCAAUGGGAAUGUGUUGGAGACAGUUCGGAGACUUAACUACGAGGCACAACAGUCGUGGCAACUGACAGUUCACACGACAGACAAUGGUGGUCUCUCAAUAUCAGAAGCGUUUCAGGUAAAUGUAACAGACGUCAAUGACCCACCUUCAGCCAUUAACGUGGCAGGUACAGUGUCCGUACCAGAGAACAGCAUGGCAGCCACGUUUGCUGGACAGCUACAGACCAUGGACGACGAUUACGGACAGAGUCAUGUAUACAGAAUCGAAGCAGUUUCUGCAGGGCUCGAUAUGCAGCGCGUUAGCGCAGACUUGCUGUCCGUUUUCAGUCUCAAUGCAGCAAACGGAGAACUGGCAGUUGGCGCAAAGGAAUUGUUGGAUUAUGAAGCAAUUUCUGCGUACACGAUACAAAUUGUUAGCACAGAUUCAGGUACACCACCGUACUCAUUGUCCGGAACGGUUACAGUCAAUGUCUUGGAUGUCAACGAGGCACCUAGCAACGUUACUCUGAGUGGAAACGAGAUUGUUGAGGGAAGCAUCGUCAAUAGUACGGUUGGUCAUCUGACUGUCAGUGAUCCGGACAACGAGCUGGGAUUAAUCCAGACACAUCGUUGCGUUGUACUCGACUCAGACCAUCAGCCAUUUAAGGUUAUAGACAACCGCACUCUUGUUGUAAGCCAAGCAACUUUAAAUUAUGAACAAGAAGAGUUUUACUAUCUUGGGGUUCGAUGCUAUGAUGAUGGUCAUCCUCAAAUGUAUGUCGAGGCAUCGUUUACAAUUCAAGUGCUCAAUACGAACGAGGCCCCAUCUCAGGUUGGUCUAACAUCUUACACCAUUGAUGAAAACAAGGAUCCCGGCUUUUUGGUUGGCAUAGCAAUGAGCAUAGAUCCAGACAAUGAACAGAGUUGGGUACAGAAUGUGACUUUUAGGAUCGAAGAAGGCGCUCUCGUGCCAUUCGCAAUGAUCAAUGACACUGACAUUGUGUCAAUGAUUUCGUUCGAUUUUGAGAAUCAAUCACGGUAUGUGUUCCACUUGAUGGCAAUCGACGACGGCCUACCUCCUCAACACACAAGCCAAAAAAUUGAAAUACACAUUAUUGAUAUUAAUGAUCAACCCAGAUAUGUUGGCCUCAACAGUAGCGGUGUGGAUGAGAACUCUCCUGACGGUACCGUUGUCGGAAAUCUCUACACGAUCGAUGAAGACCGAUUUCAGUCGCAUGUUUACAGCAUCAUCCCACAAUAUGGAGUCUCAGGUCUGUUUGCAAUUAACGGUGAUCAGCUCGUGGUUGCGAGUGGUACCAAUUUGGACCAUGAGGAGGAGACAACACACUCUAUAGUAAUCAUGACCACUGACAACGGUUCUCCUCAACUGACUUAUCAGCGCGACGUCGUCGUGUUCGUCUUGGAUGUGAACGAGCCGCCGUCAAGAAUCGUAAUGCACAACAGAGACGAGAUUGAAGAAAACAGUCCGGCCGGCACGUGGGUCGCCAAUCUGAGGGUCGUCGACAAAGACCUCGAGCAGACGCAUCACUGCAAGCUGCUCAACGGCUCGCAGUACUUUACUCUCGUCGCCUACAACGACACAGUACAGGAAAUACACGUGUCUCCUGAUGCGAACAUCGACUACGAAACGGAAGGGAACAUUUGGAUCAACGUCGAGUGCGUCGACUCCGGCUCUCCGCCGCUUGCCGUCGCGCAGUCUCUUGAUAUUCGAGUGCUCGACGUCAACGACCCGAUUACGGCUAUCGUGCUGACGGGGUCAAUGACGGUGCGCGAAGACGUUCCCGUCGACACGCCGAUCUCCGACGUGUCGGUGGUCGACGAAGACGUCGGACAGACGCACACGUACGUCGUGGUCGGCGACAUGUCGUUCGGUUUUACGGUCGAUAAUUCGCGCCGUCGGCUCGUCGUCACUCGUCCGCUCGUGUUGGACUUCGAGAGCCUCGACAAUCCGUACGUUAACGUUACCGUUGCGGUAGCCGACGACGGCAACCCGCCGUCGACGUACAAUCAGACAUUUACCAUCACUGUCAUUAAUAUAAAUGAACCCCCGGUUAUUGUGGUGGACACUCUUGGUGUAUACGAGAACGCAUCGAGAGGGGACCUGAUCGCAGAGUUGAGCUCGAGCAAUCCGGAAGAAGAUCAGACGAUCACUUACCGCAUUCUAGACGUCGACGGUUUUGCCAACUUUACUGAGUUUUACAUACGCGACGUCGCGUAUCUUUACCUGAACGACAGCAUCAGCUACGAGUCUCGGUCAUCAUAUUUGUUGGAAAUCGAAGCGACGGAUAACGGAAACCCUCCGGCGGCGUCGUCGACGUCGAUCACCGUCGACGUUCUCCGCACGGAUCCGUGCGCCGUCGGCACCGCCGACUGCGACGAAAACGCUCUCUGCCGCCGACUGUCGUCUAGUGUGAGUCGCUGCGAAUGUGUCGUCGGAUACAGCGGAGACGGCCGGACGUGUAGCAAUAUCGACGAGUGCGCUGCCGCGCCGCUGGCGUUAGUUGCCGCUUCCGUGUGCAACUACGGCGACUGUACGGACGGGAUUGCCAACUACUCGUGCGCUUGCCUGCCUGGAUACACCAACUUCGACUGCAGUCGUGAGAUCGACGAGUGCGCGUCAAGUCCGUGCAUCGGAGGAGAGUGUGUCGACGUCGUGAACGGUUACGCUUGCGUGUGCGAUGACGGAUACACUGGCGUUGCGUGUGACGUCAACGUCGACGACUGCGCAGCCGUGCUGUGCGGCGGCGGUACUUGUGUGGACGGUAUCGCCGACUACAAGUGCGAGUGCCCGGAUUAUUGGGUUGGUGAUCGAUGUUCGUUUCCGCUCGACGUGUGCAAGCAACCAGGCGUGUGUCAACAGAAGAACUGCAUUCCUAAGUCGGUUAAUGCUUUAGUUAUUGAGAAGAAAGAUGUCGGACAGGAUCCAUCUGGUCCGCCGGCUGCACUUCAACCCGUCACAAUUGCCAAUGUGGGUAACAAUGGCGGUGACGACGACCAUCAAAGCGGUGACACUCCGUAUGUGUGCGUGGCAGACGAUACCAUCGUCACGAUUCUGUUUCCUCCCGAAGUGAAUGCGAACAGCCCGUCGUUCAAGACGAAAUGGGAACGCUAUUUGUUGAACGAUCUGUAUAUCAACAUACCAACAGACAACGGCGGCCAUAUUGGGAACUACCAUGUUCCCGUCUCUUCCGUCUAUAUCACAAGCGUUUCUACGCAGUCGGACGGCAGCACGGCCGUUCACUUUGUGGUGAUGAUCAACAACAAAGCGGUUGGUCCCUAUAGUGUGAUCGAGGGCUUGAACCAGAAUUGUCUUCACUCGACAUCAUUGGAUCACAACGAUCUGAUUUGCGCUGCUGUGGAAAAGUCCGCAAAUGAUCCGAAUCACCAACCCCCGCCUAUUCAUUGUCUUGAUUGUCUGAACGCGGCACCAGCAGAUAGCAGCAAGAAUACUAGCUUGAUGGAUUUCAUCUGGCCUGUCGUGUUUUGUGUACUAGUCAUUGCUGGGCUUGUAGGUUUGCUGCUUUAUUGCCUACACAAAAGAAGGAAGAACUUGAGGCAGAUUAGAGCGAAAGACAAAAACGAAGUCUCUAAACAAAAUGAACCCUUGUCGGGUGUUUAUGUAAACAAUUUGUUCGAACUUGACAUUGAUGAUGAUGAUGUAGGAACACACAGUAAAUCAGCAUAUCAAAGUACAGAUGUUGAUGUGUUGCAAUGAUGAUGGAGUGAUUUUAAAUCAGAUCUGCCAAUCAGGGACCACUAUGAUAAUUCUAAUGAUCUUUGUUGUUAGGGUACGUACGUGUACCAGUAUGUGUGAACUUGUCUAUCUUGCGUUGUGCUUUUGUGUAUGUUUUGAGUUCUGACUCUUUUGUAAAUGUACAAUGUCUUGAUUUUUGUUCAGAAUUUUUAUAUAUCAAAUUUUUUGCGUUGAUUUACAAUUUAUUGACAUAGCCUGACAGAUUUGUGCGUGUUUUCCACGCUCAGCAAACAUUAUGUGCUUAACUACAGACAAAUGUCAUGAUCA